Molecule: messenger RNA, 848 nt
Organism: Chaetomium fimeti
Lineage: Eukaryota; Fungi; Ascomycota; Sordariomycetes; Sordariales; Chaetomiaceae
Exons: 1
Coding region: 95-757 (220 amino acids)
Source: RefSeq, a predicted model, not a curated record
GAGAAAAACAUAAGGCGUCCUCGGACGGGGACGGACAGGGAGAGAUAUGUAGGCCAGCCGGGGGGGCAGCGCGGAUACCGACGCCACUCGGCCCAUGUUUCCCUCUCUCGAUGUGGAUAUCUCGGACGGCGGUGGGUGGGUGCAUUCCAAGGGCUUUCCUGUUUGCCAGUUUGCCAGCUUGCCCAGUUUGCUUGGACAUAAGACGGAAGGCCCGAGACCCGAUCGUGCAGCUGCAUCUGUGCCCUUGCAUCCAUGCAACCAUCCGAUGAUAGACGGGACACGGGGUUGGCAGAUCGGCACGGUAAAAAUGCUUGGUGGUGGACCGCGGCAAGGGAUACCCAUCAUGUCGUCCUUGGUCCGUCUGACGAGAUUGGUGGCGGCCAGGGCAGCAGCUGAAAGCUCAUUUUUCGCUUAUCGAGCGAACAACCCAGAGCCUUGUUUUAUGCGGGGAUGGUGCUUGAAAAGAUUGAUCUCCUCCCCCACCGCUGGGUCCAUGUUGAUAUUUCAUCUCCACGCGCGUCCCCAGUCGACGGCGUCCUUGUCCUCCCACCCUCCACAAUACACGACAACCAUCCGAUCCAGACUGGCACACUGGCCGGAUUCCGCCACCCUCUUCACCCGUUCAGCCGUUCCCGACGCUCAACACGGCUCGUUUCCAAGGCCAAGCCGCAGGCCGUCACUGUCAAGUAUUAAGCCAUGCAUGCCUAUAAGAAGCCACGGCGGCAGAGGAGGGGUGGCAGAAGGUAGGCAGUGGUAGUUAUGGCAGUUGAUGCACUUUCUCUCUUCACGAGAAGGAACGUGCACACGUACGGUGCAAUAGUUAGCGCGGGUGUGUGGGCAGAAAGCGA